AUGGGGAAACCACUUGCUGGAAAGUGCUCUCCAGAAGUUUGGUUAGGCAUUCUCUUCUCUUUUAUUUUGUGCUUUUUUCUGCUUCCCUUUGAUUACCCAAGUAAUUUUUUGGGGGUAAAUAAUGGUGUUAGUCUCUUUGAAAACAAAGAAACACACCCAAUUGGUAUUGUAAAGAAUCAGUCGAUUUCUGUUAUCAACCAAUCUACCACAGAUUCAUGCUCUGGUCGUUACAUUUAUAUCCAUGAUGAUCUUCCUACCAAAUUUAACUAUGAUCUGAUCAACAACUGUGAGUCUCUUACUGGAAGUAACAUGCCCAAUAUGUGUCCACACAUAAAGAAUUUCGGUUUUGGUCAGGAAAUUAACAACUCUGAAGGGGUUUUAACCAACAAGAGAUGGUUCUCCACUAACCAGUUCUCAUUAGAACUCAUAUUUCACAGCAAGAUGAAGCACUAUGAGUGCUUGACAAACAACUCCGCUCAGGCUUCAGCUAUUUAUAUACCAAUCUAUCCUGGCCUUGAGGAGAGUCAACAUCUGUGGGAUCCAAACCUCACAGCCAGAGACUCUUUCGGUGAAGAGUUUUCCAAGUGGGUUUCGAGUAGAUUCGAAUGGAAGAAAAUGUGGGGGAGAGACCAUUUCUUUGUUUCAGGGAGGGUUGCUUUCGACUAUAGGAGGAAAACAGACAACAUUUCUGACUGGGGUAGUACACUCAGGGUCUCGCCAGAGUCUAACAACAUGACUAUGUUAACAAUUGAAGGAAGCUCACGGACAAAUGAUAUUGCUAUACCAUACCCCACUGGCUUUCAUCCUGCAAAGGACAGUGAAGUGUUUCAGUGGCAGAACAGAGUGAGGGGGCAAGAAAGGCCUUACUUGUUCACUUUUGUUGGUGGACCAAGGCCUGACCAGCCAAACUCUAUCCGGGGCAAACUUUUUGAUCAGUGUCAAGCCUCAAGUACUUGCAAGGUACUAAAUUGCCAUUCAAGUGGGAUCAAUUGUGAAGAAACGGUUACUGUUAUGAGGGUGUUUCAGAAAUCAGUUUAUUGCUUGCACCCUACAGGGGAUACAUUCACCAGAAAAUCAGCUUUUGACUCUAUUCUGGCUGGUUGCAUUCCUGUUUUCUUUCAUCCGGCUAGCGCUUAUAACCAGUAUUUAUGGUACUUGCCUAAGAAUUACACCAAGUAUUCUGUAUUUAUUCCAGUGAGGAAAGCACAAAAUUUGAAAGACGGUAGCAUUGAGAAAAUCUUACUUGAAAUUUCAAAGGACAUGGAAUUCGCCAUGAGAGAGCAAGUGAUAAGCCUAAUUCCAAAGUUGGUGUACGGAGAUCCCAGGUCAAGAUUAGAGACCAAAGAUGCAUUUGAUAUUGCUGUCAACAAAAUACUUGAGAGGAUAGAAAAUGUAAGGAAGGUGGUCAGAGAGGGGAGGGAUCCUAGUAUCGGAUUUGCCGAGCCGGAUGGUAAUAAGUUCCUAUUUCCUGAGGAGCUAGAAUAA
Messenger RNA from Rosa chinensis, 1485 nucleotides. Its product is annotated as probable xyloglucan galactosyltransferase GT14. Gene Ontology annotation, molecular function: glycosyltransferase activity. Bases 1 to 1485 code for a protein of 494 amino acids. NCBI's taxonomy places the organism in Eukaryota, Viridiplantae, Streptophyta, Magnoliopsida, Rosales, Rosaceae. The transcript has a single exon. The record is from RefSeq and is a predicted model, not a curated record.